This is a messenger RNA of Liolophura sinensis, 1326 nucleotides long. RefSeq names its product octopamine receptor beta-2R-like. Bases 1 to 1326 code for a protein of 441 amino acids. The transcript has 2 exons. NCBI's taxonomy places the organism in Eukaryota, Metazoa, Mollusca, Polyplacophora, Chitonida, Chitonidae. Gene Ontology annotation, cellular component: plasma membrane; dendrite. Gene Ontology annotation, biological process: G protein-coupled receptor signaling pathway, coupled to cyclic nucleotide second messenger; chemical synaptic transmission. The record is from RefSeq and is a predicted model, not a curated record. Gene Ontology annotation, molecular function: neurotransmitter receptor activity; G protein-coupled serotonin receptor activity.
AUGGACAUUCCAGUGUCGGAGAUUCCCUUUAACUUCACCAACUGUAGCACAUGUCUCCCUGAAGUCGCUCAGACUGAACUCUCUGGUUCCUUAUGGAAUGAGAUUUACAUGGCCGGUGUCUCCGUUGUGGCGACCCCAGCUAAUCUUAUCGUUAUUGUCUGCCUGUGGAAGGACCCCAGUGCGGAGAUUUCUGGCUUUCCUACCUAUGCAGUCUCCGUGGCGUUCACCGAUUUACUGCACAGACGCAACAUGGAGACUGCUGUGUCAAUGACUCCCUUCAACUUCACCAACUGCAGCACAAGCCUCCCUGGAGUCGCUCAGACUGAUUUCUCGGUUCCCGUGUGGCAUCACAUUUACACUGUCUGUGUCUCUGUCGUGGCGACUGCAGCUAAUCUUAUCGUCAUUGUCUGCCUGUGGAGAGACCCCAGUUCGAAAGUUUCUGGCUUCACUACCUACGCUGUCUCCAUGGCGUUCACUGAUUUACUCGUAGGUGUCGUUCUUAUGCCUUUUAGACUGAUGAGAUCGUUAUGGGCAGAACAAGUGUUCGGACUGACUGUUUGCAUUUUGUGGAAACUUGUCGACUAUGGGGUGACUUCUGUGUCCAUGUUGCUCUUUCUGGCCAUGGGCUAUGAUCGGUACCGAUGUGUGACAGCUCCACUUCAAUACCGUUCUCAGUUUCGAACAACCCAGAUAACCCGGAUGUGCGUAUGUGUGUGGAUAGGAGGUUUUAUCUUAUGGACACCUUACACAUUGUUAAAAGUACUGCUGAACGAGAGGAAGUCGUUUGACUCAAAUUGUCCUGUCUUUAUCUUUAGAGCUAAUGUUUUUGAGGCAAUACAAGUGACAAUAGCAUUCUGCAUUCCUCUGACUGCACUGAUUAUAAUGAACAGCGUUUUGCUAUGGACACUGAACACACGGAUUUCCCUAUCACGUAAAUCAGCAGCUAACGGUCGACAGAUACCAGGUAACAUUUCAACAGUGAGUGACACAAUCGGGCAUCAUUCCAGGCCAUGUCGUCAUGUGAUGUGUGGGUCAGAAAUAAUGGCGAGCAGAAAACAGGUGUCGAAGAAGAGGCAUUCGAGAAAUGCCUCCAGUUAUAAGAUUGUUAUCGUGGUCGUGAUUUUCUGUGUGUUUUGGAUGCCAUAUUUUAUCGCAUGGCCAGUAAACGGACUGUGUCGCACGUGCAUAACGGAUGAGGUGACAGAGUUUUGUGGAUUCUUCACUUAUGGACAGUCCGCCAUUAAUCCGCUGAUCGUCAUUUCUACAAGUCGCCGGAUCCGCUCAAGGAUAACCAGAGCUUGUGUAUGUCUUUCACGGUCAAAGUAA